This is a messenger RNA of Cladocopium goreaui, 955 nucleotides long. The record is from the annotation of a GenBank genome assembly. NCBI's taxonomy places the organism in Eukaryota, Dinophyceae, Suessiales, Symbiodiniaceae.
AUGCUGCGCCAUGCUGCCCCUGCCUUCGUUCAACGGAGCCUGGGGGGCCGCCUUUGGCGACUUUUCGACGGAGCCUUGAGCGCGUGCGAAGUGAAGGAGGUUUUGUCAGGUGUUGCUGCCUCACCUUACUUUGGAAGAAAUCGUAGUGGCCAUGAUUUCUAUCACGGCACCGAGGGCUUCAGUUUGGUCUUCAGAUCUGCUUGGCGCGCACAGGUGGAACAGCAGUUUCCCUAUUUCCAGCAUCUCUUUUCACAGACUUUGCAUCCGGAAUGCAACUGUUUCUACCUUACGGUCCUGUUUGCGCGCCGCGAUGGUCAAAGAUAUCAUACCGACGACUUCUUUGAGAGCUAUGGACGGAAAGCGCCCCGUCCCAGCGAUCUUGUCUCUGUGGUGUACUGUACGCCUGAGGCCAUUGAGGGUGGCGAGUUGCUGCUUCUGAAUGUGGAUGCAUCUUCCCCUCCCAUCCACCGUGGACGUGAACCACCCGAGACGAUCCUGGCGCAGCUGGCGCCCAGCUGUGGCCGCCUGGUGCACUUCGACGGCCGGCUGCUGCACGGCGUAGCGCCCUGGAGACCGGCGCAGAAUGGCGAUGCGCACGGCGUAGCGCAACGGGUGAGCGUCGUGAUUGAGCAAGCGAAGCUCUCGCGGAUCAUCGCCCGCCGGGUGCCGAGCUUCAGCGUCUUUUGUCAGCGGCGUCAUCGUGAAAUCUCCCUGGCGGUUUGAGGAUCCAUCGCAGGGCUUCGGCCGCGGAUCCACUGUGGCUGGCUGGAAAAUCCUCAAAGCACAUGAAGGCAACCGCAAGCAGUGCUCCUGACGACAUCUCACGACCGAUACCUUGAGAACUUGAGAACUAGACGUCUGGGCACAUUUCGGCCAUUGUUUGAGCAAAAAUUGCCAGUCGUGAGAGAUGAUGCGAUGUGUUCGAUUAGGCAGAGCGCAGGGAUUUCGUUGCGUG